Chaetomium globosum CBS 148.51 is the source of this 822-nucleotide messenger RNA. RefSeq lists its product as uncharacterized. NCBI's taxonomy places the organism in Eukaryota, Fungi, Ascomycota, Sordariomycetes, Sordariales, Chaetomiaceae. The coding region runs from base 1 to 822 and encodes 273 amino acids. The record is from RefSeq and is a predicted model, not a curated record. The transcript is spliced from 3 exons.
AUGCCUAUUCUCAUCAGCUUGGCGAAAAAAGUACUUCAGCCUUCGGGCUUGUUGCGUUACGCACCUUAUCUUCUGAUCCUCCCGAUCAUUGUCUUUCACGCGUUGUCCCUGACGGGAUGUGUUUCGACCUCCCCCGCGAUCCCUAACAUCUACGUCGUCGAUCUACGAUCCAACACCAACGUAACCGAAGACCUCCUCAAGGUCCGCAUCGGCUACUACGGCAUCUGCGGCAUCGACGAAGACGGCACCCGCUGCCAAUCCGCCAGCGGCCGCUCCGUAGAAACCCUCGCCUCCAGCCUCUUCCCCAACCUCAACCUCAACUCCACCUCCAACUCAACCAACAACAACCCCCACAAAUCCGAAAUCACCGACCUCGUCUCCCACCGGCCCUCGGACCUUCCAAUGCCCGCACCUUCAAUCUCAGUCCUCGCCGCCGGCCGCGGUUACUCUUUCGUCCUCAGGCGUGGGCAGCGCUGGUUCCUCCUUCCAGCGCGACGUUCGCCUCCAAGCGCGGCGAGCUACCCGGACCCGCACCCGCACCCGCGCCGCAGCAACCAUCAUCCGCCGCGUCACCUACGCCAUGCUGUUCGGCUCCACGGGCCUGGUCUUCGCGGCGGCCCUCGCCACCAGCCCAGUCGAGCCGGCGCCCUGGAGUACGCGUCCGAGGGCAUGAGCCAUGCGUCCGUGCUGAUCAAGAGCGGCACCACCCUGCAGGUGCUGCAGUGGACGACGUUUGGGUUCGAAGUGCUGUUUGCGUUGGCCGUGCCGUUUUUGGUGAGGUAUAGGGGCGUCGCGGCGGUGGGAUAUAAGGAGGAGGCGUGA